Molecule: messenger RNA, 396 nt
Organism: Andrographis paniculata
Lineage: Eukaryota; Viridiplantae; Streptophyta; Magnoliopsida; Lamiales; Acanthaceae
Exons: 1
Coding region: 1-396 (131 amino acids)
Source: RefSeq, a predicted model, not a curated record
AUGGAAAUCAUCGCACCAUUCACAGGAAGUCUGAGGAGGCAGUGGAGAAGAAGAGGGUAUAAUCGUCUUUCCCCAUCUCGAAACAGGAGAAAUCUGCGAGUCGAAAAGCUCGGCGCCGGAAACACCAAACGGUUUUCAUGGCGGUUCCGGCUGGGCCGGAAGCUCCGGCUGGCGGCGUCGCCGGCGAGGCUGUGGUGGAGGAUGAAGAAUGCGUACGUGAAUAUGAUGCUGCGAUUGGGUGCCCCGAACGCCUUCGGCAAUAAGAGGAUACCCAAAGCUCGGGAAGGUCCUCCCAUGGCGUAUUCCAAGACUGAGUUCGAAAACAGACUGGUCUUUGAGAUAUACAAAUCCAUGGUGUCGUCGUUCGAGCUGGGAUACACCACCAAAUUGUCGUGA